AUGGCACGCCGUCCAGCAAGAUGUUAUCGUUACUGCAAAAAUAAGCCAUACCCUAAGUCAAGAUUCAACCGAGGUGUACCUGACCCAAAGAUACGAAUUUUCGACCUGGGUCGCAAGCGUGCCAAUGUCGACGAGUUUCCUCUGUGUAUCCAUCUAGUCUCUAACGAGUAUGAACAACUAAGUUCUGAGGCUUUGGAAGCUGCUCGAAUUUGCGCCAACAAGUACUUGGUCAAGAUUGCAGGAAAAGAAGGUUUCCAUCUACGAGUGCGAGCACAUCCUUACCAUGUCGUUCGAAUCAACAAAAUGUUGUCAUGCGCUGGUGCCGAUAGAUUACAGACCGGAAUGCGUGGAGCAUGGGGAAAGCCUAAUGGAACUGUUGCUCGUGUAAAUAUUGGACAAAUCAUUCUCAGUGUCCGAACUCGGGAUUCCCACCGUGCAACUGCUCUCGAGGCUCUUCGGCGCUCACAGUACAAGUUCCCUGGACGCCAAAAGAUUAUCGUAUCCAAGAAUUGGGGAUUUACACCUCUCCGUCGUGAAGAGUACAUGGAAAAGAAAGCGUCUGGAAAAGUAUUGGUUGACGGGGCAUAUGUUCAAUUUUUGAGCAAUCACGGGAAACUAGCCGACAAUGUCCGAAGAUUCCCAGCCGCAUUUGAGGGAUAA
Molecule: messenger RNA, 660 nt
Organism: Blumeria graminis f. sp. triticale
Lineage: Eukaryota; Fungi; Ascomycota; Leotiomycetes; Helotiales; Erysiphaceae
Source: the annotation of a GenBank genome assembly